UUUAAUAAUUUUAUUUUAAACACAUCUAUUUUCAGAAGCACUGAGGUAAAUUGAAAGAACAGAGAAGAUACAACUUGUGAACAUCAUGAAAAUAGUUUUGACAAAGUGCAUUUCUAUUGCGCAAAACAAUAUGAAACGUCGCUUCUUCAUAUUCAUUUUACUUUCAGUAACAUUUGUUUGCAUAACUAUUGGAUACCAAUAUAAACUUAAGUUUAAAAUAGUUAAUUUAAAUAAAGAUACAAAUGUAAAAUGUGGUAAGGAAGAUGGUCAAACCAGAAUGGAGAAUAUUCCAAAGGGAAUUUGGACAGUAAAUUCUAUUGGACGACUUGGCAACCAGAUGGGGGAAUAUGCAACACUGUAUGCUUUGGCAAAGCUGAAUAAUCAUCAGGCCUACAUUUUGCCUUCCAUGGCCAAUUAUCUGUCUCCUCUCUUUAAAACUACUCUUCCAACCCUCCAUAAAAGUUUGAUUGAAAAAUUACACUUGAAGCCUUACGGGCUCCAUGACUGGAUGGAUGACGAGUAUCGUAAUAUUCCAGGGAACUAUCGAAUGCUCAAGGGAUACCCGUGCUCCUGGACCUUCUAUCAUCACUUACGAGAGGAAAUUCUCCGCGAGUUCACCUUUCAUGACUUUAUAACAGAAGAGACAAAUACAUAUCUGAGACGCAUCGUGGGAGAGCGAAAGAAUGUGACUUUUGUUGGUGUUCAUGUUCGAAGGGGCGAUUAUUUACAAACGAUGCCAAAAAUAUGGAAAGGGGUUGUGGCGGAUAAGAAAUAUUUAGAAAAAACAAUGACUUACUUCAGAAAUAAAUACAAGAAUGUAAUUUUUGUGGUGACAAGUGAUGGAAUGGAUUGGUGCAAGGAGAACAUCGAUAAUUCCAAAGGGGAUGUUUUCUUUUCAGAUACAUUGAACAGUCCAGGUCAAGAUCUUUCUAUUCUUGCUCAUUGUAAUCACACUAUAAUGACGAUAGGAACAUUUGGGUAUUGGGCUGGGUACCUCGCUGGUGGGGAGACUAUUUAUCUCGAUAAUUACACUCUGUCUGAUUCACCGUUUCUAAAGGAAUUUAAGUACAAAGCAGCUUUCUUACCUCAAUGGAUUGGAAUUCCAGCUGAUCUCUCACCUCUUCUGGCAGACACUGCCAGUACAAAAAAAAUGAAUAACUAAAUUAACCAAGCAUUCUUAAUUCAAACUGUCAUACACCAUGGAAAGAAGCUCAUCGUCCCAACUUGCCCAAGUCAAACAAGAUGCCCUAUCCACGUUAGUCCCACCUGCCCACCUUU
Messenger RNA from Amblyraja radiata (thorny skate), 1278 nucleotides. Its product is annotated as galactoside 2-alpha-L-fucosyltransferase 2-like. Gene Ontology annotation, molecular function: galactoside 2-alpha-L-fucosyltransferase activity. Gene Ontology annotation, cellular component: membrane. NCBI's taxonomy places the organism in Eukaryota, Metazoa, Chordata, Chondrichthyes, Rajiformes, Rajidae. The coding region runs from base 86 to 1162 and encodes 358 amino acids. The transcript has a single exon. The record is from RefSeq and is a predicted model, not a curated record. Gene Ontology annotation, biological process: carbohydrate metabolic process.